This is a messenger RNA of Mycena indigotica, 1671 nucleotides long. RefSeq lists its product as uncharacterized. The record is from RefSeq and is a predicted model, not a curated record. The coding region runs from base 22 to 1671 and encodes 549 amino acids. NCBI's taxonomy places the organism in Eukaryota, Fungi, Basidiomycota, Agaricomycetes, Agaricales, Mycenaceae. The transcript is spliced from 3 exons.
CUUCCUUCAACAAUCAUCGCAAUGCUGCAGCUGCUCGACCUCCCCGCGGAGGUGCUGCUCAUGUGCCUCUCGCACCUGUCGCUCGGGGACCUGCUCGCGUGUCUGGACAUGCACAAUUUGGCGCUGAGCACGCUCAUCUUCGAGGCGCCCGCGAUCCAGUUCCGCGUCGAGCAGGACACGUGUGGCGUCGCGGAGACCGCGCACGGGGCGGCGGGCCCGCUGUUCGCGCGGCGGGCGGCGCUGAGGGAGCGGGAGGAGCGGUGGCGGGCGUUCGCGCCGGUGGGCCGGCGGGCGGUGGCGACGCGCGAUGUGCGGCUGUAUGACGUCGGCGAGGACUGCUAUGCGCUGGCGUACAAGAGUGGCCCGCAGGCGGCGAUGUGUGAUAGGGUGGAGUAUAUGUUUUUGGAUGGGAGUGAGGGAUGGCUGGCCCCGGAGGAUAUAACGCAGCCGGUGGUGGACAUUUGUGUGGUGUCGGAGUGGGACUUGUUGGUGGUGGUUACGCUGUCGGCGGAGAAUAACGGAAUGCGCAGGCUGGCUGCACAUCUGCGACAGCUGUCGACUGGGGCGGUCCAAGCUGGUCUGGCGCGGACAAUCGAGCUGACGACUGCGCCCGCGGGCUAUGGCGUGCCGGACCUCCGGGUGGAGGUGGCCGGGUCCACGCUGGCCAUCGCAGCCUGCUUCGUGGCCAGCGCGGAAGACGAGGUGGAGCUGGACCUGCUGCACCUGAUCCACUGGCCGUCGGGCCGCGCGUUCACGGACGCGGUCCCGUGCUCGCUGACGAGCUUCGCGUUCGUGCACGACGCGCUCCUGCUCGUGCCGAACCCGCACACGCACUGCCUCGACGUGCUCGCGCUCGGCGCGGACAGCUACGGCUGGAUGCUCUCCUUCCGCCUCCCCGCGCUGCGCCCCGGCCACCAGCUCCUCUGGGACUCCUUCGACUGCCGCGCGCAGCCCACGCCGCACACCCACCUCGUCCCCGCGCCGCCGCCGGCCCGCGACCUCCAUGACACCCCCGCGCAGACCCGCACGCCGUUCCGGCCCGACCCGGAGCAGGCCCUCAUCGUGCUCAUGUUCGACACCGCCACGGACGCCGACCCCGCCGACGCCGACGUCGAGCUGGUCACGACGCCCACGAUCGUCGUCAUCGACCGCCUGCGGCUGCGCGAGCGCUUCUACGCGGGGUACCGCGAGCAGGCGGACGGCGCGCCGCUCGUGGAGGUGCCCUUCGCGGACUGGGGCCCGCACGCGUCCACGUGGCUCGACGCCGGCCGCAGCGGGCUCGCGCUGUCCGGGUACGCGGUCACGGGGUUCGUCGGCACACGUCUCGUCGCGCUCGGCGAGGCCGGGGGCGCGGAGCCGGAGGGCCCGCGGCACGUGCGCGUGCUGGACUUCAACUACAAGACUGUGAACCGCGUGCGCAAGCAGCUCGACGCCGCGAAGAUGGACGUCCUCGAGGCCGCGCAGGCGACGAGACGCGUGCGGAUGCCCGCCGCGGACGCGGAGCACGGCGCGUUCGCGGAGCCGCUCGGGGCGGCGCUGGGGUAUGUGGACAUCACGUCACGGGAGGUGGUCGACUGGGAGGGCGUGCAUAUGAGCAAUGCGUGCAUCUUGGGCGAGAAGGACUCGGAUGUCGAGGGCGAGAGAGAGCUGCAUGUGCUGUACUUCGGCUGA